Molecule: messenger RNA, 1299 nt
Organism: Rotaria sp. Silwood2
Lineage: Eukaryota; Metazoa; Rotifera; Eurotatoria; Philodinida; Philodinidae
Source: the annotation of a GenBank genome assembly
AUGCAUAUACGAAAUCGUUAUCGAACGAAUCCACCUGAUUUUAAACAACUUGCUGAAAAACAUCCAAUAUUAAAAUCUUUUCUAAUUGAAAAAACUAAUGGUGGUGUUACACUUGAUUUUCGUGAUGCUAAUGCUGUUCGAGCAUUAACAAUAGCAACAGCUCAAGAAGAUUUUAAUUUAAAUCUAGAUCUUAGUUUAGAUCGUCUUAUACCGAGAAUUCCACAAAAAUUAAAUUAUCUUCAUUGGAUUGAAGAUUUAAUAGAAUGUAAAAUAGAUGCAAUUGGAAUCGAUAUUGGUUGUGGUUGUUCAUGUAUUCAUGCUCUUUUAGCAGUUCGUCUAAAUCCUCAAUGGAAAAUGUUUGUUUCUGAAAUUGAUCCAUUUAAUUAUCGUAUGGCCAUGAAAAAUGUUGAACAAAAUGUAUUACAAGAUCAAAUUCAUGUUAUACAAAUGAAUUCAUCAGCAUUAUUUGAUGGUUUAAUUGAUCAAGCAAAUCAUUAUGAUUUUCUUAUGUGUAAUCCGCCGUUCUUUUCUGAUACAUUUGAAUGUCAAGGUUUAACAAACACAAGAAAAUCUGAUCGUCCAUCAGCUAAUUCAAUUAAUACAGCUGCUAAUAUUGAAUCAAUAUAUGAUCAAGGCGGUGAAGUUGAAUUUAUUACACGUAUGAUUAAUGAAAGUCGAUUGUAUGCAACUAAUGUCAGAGUUUUUACAAGUCAAUUGGGUAAAAAAUCAAGUUUAAAACAAAUUCAAAAUUGUUUACAUGAUAUUCGUCAUAUUGAUACAGAAUUUUGCCAAGGAAAUACUAUGCGUUGGGCUGUUGCAUGGACAUUCGAUGAAACAUAUCAUUUUCCUGAACAAUGUCAAUCUCGAGAAAAAACGGAGAGAAAAGAAAUGAAUCGAACGCCAAUUAGUAUUCAAUUUGAACCGAAAUAUUCAUUUAAUUUUAUUAAAGAUUAUUUAGAAAAACAUUUAUUUAAUGAACUCAAUUUAAAAUGGACAAGUCUUAGUUCUUAUGCUUGGAUAUUUGAUGCUUAUGAAAAUUUAUGGUCACAUCAACGUCAACGUCGACGUCAUCAAAAUGAUGAACAACCUCCGUCAAAACGUCUUAAAUUAAAUGAUGAUCAAAUAAAUAAAUUGUGUAGUAUUCAAACACGUUUAGAUGAACAUGAGGGUGUUUGUAGUCUAUAUCUUUUAUUUGUCGAUGGAACAAAUGCAGAUUCAGCAAAUCAAAUUGGUCAAUAUAUUAAAAAUCAAUUUCCCAAAUAUUGUCAGUCUUGUACAAAUACAUUAACACUUGAAUAA